Manihot esculenta (cassava) is the source of this 1710-nucleotide messenger RNA. Its product is annotated as 7-deoxyloganetin glucosyltransferase. The record is from RefSeq and is a predicted model, not a curated record. The coding region runs from base 45 to 1505 and encodes 486 amino acids. The transcript has 2 exons. NCBI's taxonomy places the organism in Eukaryota, Viridiplantae, Streptophyta, Magnoliopsida, Malpighiales, Euphorbiaceae. Gene Ontology annotation, molecular function: UDP-glycosyltransferase activity.
UAAUAAAGCUCCCAUUGUUUUGGAGUUGUGUGAUAAGCAAGAGAAUGGAUUACUUAACCUUUCUUGAAAAGCCUCAUGCAGUCUGCAUUCCUUUCCCAGCUCAAGGCCACAUAAACCCUAUGCUCAAACUAGCCAAACUCCUCCACCACAAAGGCUUCCAUAUCACUUUUGUUAACACAGAAUAUAACCACAAGCGCCUCCUCAAGGCUCGAGGCCCCGACUCUCUCAACGGCCUCCCUACCUUCCACUUCCUUACAAUUCCCGAUGGCCUCCCUCCGACUGACGGUGAUGUCACCCAGGACAUACCGUCCCUGUGCCAGUACACCAGGAAAACCUGCUUGGCUUCCUUUAGAAAUCUUCUCUCUAAGCUCAAUCACACUUCUUCAUCCAACGUUCCUCCUGUAUCUUGCAUAGUUUCUGAUGGGGUCAUGAGCUUCACUCUUGAUGCAGCACAGGAACUGGGUAUUCCUGAAAUUCUGUUUUGGACAACCAGUGCUUGUGGGUUUAUGGGCUAUCUUCACUAUCAUCAGUUAAUUAAGAAGGGUCUCACACCAUUCACAGAUGAGAGCUACUUGACAAAUGGUUACCUGGAUACUGUCAUAGACUGGAUCCCAGGCAUGAAAGAUAUCCGCUUGAGGGAUCUACCAAGUUUUAUCAGAACCACUGAUCCAGAAGAUGUUAUGCUGGAUUUUUUUCAGUCAGAGACAGAAAGAUGCCAAAAAGCCUCUGCGAUUAUUUUGAAUACAUUUGAUGCCUUGGAGCAUGAUGUUUUAAUUGCACUUUCUACAUUACUGCCCCCUGUAUACUCCAUUGGCCCUCUUCAUCUACUCCUCAAUAAUGUUAAAGAUAAGGACUUGAAGUUGAUCGAAUCAAACCUAUGGACGGAAGACUCUGAGUGUCUUGAAUGGCUCGACUCAAAAGGGCCCAACUCAGUUGUUUAUGUGAAUUUCGGAAGCAUCACUGUAAUGACAACCGAGCAAUUGGUAGAGUUUGCUUGGGGACUUGCUAAUAGCAAUAUAACAUUUUUUUGGGUCAUCAGGCCUGACCUUGUCUCCGGAGAUAACGCCAUUCUCCCACCAGAGUUUGUUACAGUGACUAAAGAAAGAGGUAUUUGUUCAAGCUAUUGCGCCCAGGAAAAAGUGCUGAGCCGCCCAUCAAUUGGAGGGUUCUUAACACACAGUGGUUGGAACUCUACACUUGAAAGCAUCAGUGCAGGAGUACCACUGCUUUGUUGGCCUUUCUUCGCGGAGCAACAAACUAACUGCCGAUACAGUUGCAAAGAAUGGGGCAUUGGUAUGGAGAUAAACAGUGAUGUGAAGAGAGAUGAAGUUGAGAGGCUUGUGAUAGAGUUAAUGGAGGGAGAAAAAGGCAAAGAAAUGAAGAAGAAGGCCUUGGAAUGGAAGAAGAUGGCAGAAGAGGCUACUGCCAGUCUCGAAGGUUCAUCUUUCCAGAAUUUCGAAAAAGUCAUCAAAGCCCACUUGUCAUCGUCUAGAGAUCAGAGAUAGACGAAUCCAUGCCUGUCUGGCAUGAAGAAGGACUCCAACAAAUCUGUAAUGAAGAUACCGUUAGACGUUACUAAGAAAAAACAAGAAUAAAGGAAAUAAAAGAAAAAAAAAUAAUGGAGAGGAAUUCCUUCCUAUUUAAAUUUUACAUUGAUAAUGUAAUUUCUAUUUUCUGGAUAUCAGAAUAUUACUCUAUAUUUGUUUUUUC